Gaeumannomyces tritici R3-111a-1 is the source of this 1801-nucleotide messenger RNA. RefSeq lists its product as hypothetical. The coding region runs from base 764 to 1450 and encodes 228 amino acids. The transcript is spliced from 3 exons. NCBI's taxonomy places the organism in Eukaryota, Fungi, Ascomycota, Sordariomycetes, Magnaporthales, Magnaporthaceae. The record is from RefSeq and is a predicted model, not a curated record.
GCGUAGGCGGGUUGGUAUUUGCAUGAGGGAGGUAGCCACUUGGGUACAGCCACCACCCCGCUUGACCCCUUGAAACGCGGUGCACAUGCCGAUGGGUGUCAAUGACGCUCUUGUUGGCCGACCAUCAUGGCCAGCGUGCCGGCAUGCAAUCAGCAGUGCCAGGAGCAUUUGGGGGAAGCAGGAAUAGGCACAAGGACAGACCAAUGAAUGCCCUGAUUGGUGUUCCCAUGACGGCAUAGGCUGGCGCACGUUGCAGCUUCCCAUGUGUCCACCCGGGCCGCACGAAUGCCGCGUAGGCCUCCCAGAGCCCAGCGAGCUGCUUGCCACCCAACCCAGCCAGACGGACACUACCCUGGGGGUCGCGCGUCAUCGAGCAACGGGCAGACGGGCAGCCAUUAAAUUCCAUAAGAAUCACAGCGCCUCGGCCAAGCUGCCACCAGCCCCAACUCAACCAAACACCCUGCCGGUGUUUGUGCUCUCCAUAAUUACCUCCCAGUCCUCGGCUGCCGCAAUACACACCCCUAUCCAUAUCCCCAUUUUGCCUUCACAUUUUACUUGACCCAGGAGGCAUACCAAUCUUCUAUCAACGAGUCGCGAGCUUGCUGCGUUGGCCAAGCGAGGCACGCAGCUACCUGCCGACCUAGGUAGGCGCCUGUCUGGCCGAGGGAAAUCUACCUGCCUAGACGUUACCUGUUGCCAGUUGCGUGCCAAGGAGACAACGCUCCACCCGCUCCAUUCGCCCCGUCAACUUAAGCUCGGCGCCAUGGCCUCGCUGCUUGUCAAGCUGGCCGCUAAGAAGGCAUUGGAGGACAGGACCAAGAAAAACACCAACAAAGAGGACCCCUUCUACGAGUAUGAGGAGGUCGAGGUGGUCAAGAAAGGCAAGGUCGAGACUCAGUGGAAGAAGGUCGGAAAGAAAGGCAUCCCUCCGGGUGUGAGCCCUCACGAUGCCGAUGUUCUGAAGCAGGUGCGGAGACGGGCGCACCACCUUGACUUGAGCCUCUUCAACUUGUGCGGUAUCAAGUUUGGCUGGAGCUCCGUGAUUGGUCUAAUCCCUGCGGUUGGUGAUCUCCUGGACAUGCUCCUCGCACUGAUGCUUGUCCAGAAGUGCACCAAGGUCGAGGGAGGGCUCCCAAUGAUGAUCAAGUCUCGUAUGUUGCUCAACGUCAUGAUAGAUUUCGUCAUCGGCCUCGUCCCCUUCGUCGGGGAUAUUGCCGACGCGGUAUACAGAGCCAACACCCGCAAUGCUUGGCUGCUGGAGCUAUAUCUUACCAACAAGGCCGCCGAACUAGACAAGCGGGGGAUAUCGACACUGGCCGAUGCCGACCUCGAAACCAACGCUUCGUCUGCAGGAGCGCCUCGAAAGCCUCAGCCGACCAAACAGAAAAACAAGGCACGCAAUCUCAGGACCGACCUCGAGCCGAAUAUUGCUGGCGAAGGAAGGUCUUAGCGAUUCAUAGCUUAGAUGGACAUGCAUUUUGCUUGCUCGGGGGCCGGCAAUAGGCCAUGCCUAGGUGGCAGUUCUGUUUUCAAUAUUGUUUUGCAUUUCUCACUUUCCGCCAAGAACGAGUUACUCAGCUCUAUUUCCGCUCCGGCGCUACGGUCUAUUUCCUUAUCACUAGGGCAGUAAAUGGUUCUGCAGCUACCUCCAAGCUCGCACAGUAAUAAGCCUCCAUCUCUUCCUGAAUCCCAUCAACUCAUUGACUUGUUCGAUUGCCAUGUGGCCUUUACGGCGCCCAAAUUAAAGCUUCAAGCUCACAUAGGGGCAGGCGAAACUCGCAUUGCGCAAAUAUAUUCUGUA